AUGCCGCAGGAGGAGCCAAGGAAGAAGCUUGGAAAUGAAUAUUCUAAUUCCAAGAAGAAGGAGCGCCACAUAGUUACUCUGGAGGAUGACAUUCUGCGCAACCAAAUUAGCGUUCAUGGAACAGACAAUUGGGCUAUCAUUGCGUCUAAAUUCAAGGAUAAAACAACGAGACAGUGCAGGAGACGAUGGUACACAUACUUGAAUUCUGACUUCAAGAAGGGAGGAUGGUCACCAGAGGAAGACAUGCUCUUAUGCGAGGCUCAAAAGAUAUUUGGUAACAGGUGGACAGAAAUAGCUAAGGUGGUUUCGGGAAGAACCGACAAUGCUGUGAAAAACCGGUUUUCGACCUUGUGCAAGAAGAGAGCCAAAUAUGAGGCCUUAGCUAAAGAGAACGCUACUUCAUACAUCAAUUCAAAUGACAAAAGGGUCAUAAUCCGAAAUGGUUUCAAUACAGAUGGAACAACAGAAACUACAGCACCUUCUAAGAAGAUGAGGAGAACCCACAUCCCCAAUCUCUCCGAAAAUUGUAACUCCGGGGACAGACUAUUUGAGCAGUGUGGAAAGAUGAAUCAGCAGCUAAGAGCUCCAUUUACUGUGUUGAUUCAGAAUUUCCACAAUGUAGACAACCUGCCAGACCAGCAUAAUGUCAGUAGCACUAAGGAAGUCCCUGGGAAUGCACAAAAUAGCAAGUUUCAAGGAUCAUUUCUCAAGAAGGACGAUCCGAAGAUAACUGCUCUGAUGCAACAAGCAGAGUUGCUCAGCUCAUUGGCACUAAAAGUUAACACAGAGAACACAGACCAGAGUCUUGAAAAUGCUUGGAAGGUGCUCCAGGAUUUCUUGAAUCAAAGCAAAGAAAGCGACAUCCUCAGUUAUGGAAUUACUGAUUUUGAUUUUCAACUCGAAGAUCUUAAAUAUCUGUUAGAGGACUUAAGGAGUACUAAUGAAGGAAGUCGACCAUCUUGGCAGCAACCAGAUCUAUACGAUGAGUCCCCAGGAAGCUCUGAAUACAGUACAGGGUCAACUCUCCUGUCCCAAACAGAAUGUUAUGUGGAACAAAACGAAGCUGAAAUAGGUACACUGAUUGAGGAGAUUCAACCUGGAUCACAAUCCAUUCCUAUUGGAGGGGGAAAUGAUGUUCGAGAAUGUGAGAAAGGGAUUGUUUCCAGAGGAACCAGAAAGCAAGAAAUAUUUCCAUCUUGUAAUGAAGGAACAAAAACUGAUGCAGUCAUUUCUGUAUCGUCAAAUACAGAGUUCAGUUCUCCUAAUCAAGUUACCCCGUUGUUCAGAUCUUUGGCAGCAGGAAUUCCCAGCCCAAAUUUUCUGAAAGUCACCUUCAGUCGCUAUCAAGUCACUAGUAGGCUUCUCAGAUUACUUCAUCGAAACAUUUGUAGGACUUCUAGUCUUCUGAAAUCACUAGUGGAAAGGAGCUUCUUGCUCAAAACGCUUGGAGUGGAGUCUCCUUCUCCUUACCCAAGCAACAAUCCUUCACGACCACCACCCUGCAAACGAGCCCUCCUUCAAAGUCUAUAA
Molecule: messenger RNA, 1530 nt
Organism: Prunus armeniaca (apricot)
Lineage: Eukaryota; Viridiplantae; Streptophyta; Magnoliopsida; Rosales; Rosaceae
Source: the annotation of a GenBank genome assembly